AUGGCGCGACCCAUGGGGUCAGUCCGUCUGAAGAAGGCCAACCCCAUCACCCUUCUUCUCGGUGCAAUCCUCAGCAUCUUCGUCAUUGGCUUCCUCGUCCUGCCCAUUGGGUCUUCGUCCUCCGACUCGGACUCCAAGAAACCCGCCAGCCCGGCCGUCCACCACCUCUCCCCACCGACAGCCCCCUACCGCAAGGUCGCCGAGGCAGACAGGAAACCGCCGCCUGUCGUUCGCUAUGACCUCAACAAUGUCACCAUCACGAGCGACCCCAUCGGCAACCGAGAGUCCAUCCUCAUCCUGACGCCCAUGGUGCGCUUCUACCAAGAGUACUGGAACAACCUCCUGCGCCUCGACUAUCCCCAUGAUCUCAUCACGCUAGGCUUCAUCCUGCCCAAGACCAAGGAGGGCAAUGCCGCGACAACGGCGCUGCAGGAGCAGAUCACCCGCACGCAGAAGCGCGGCCCCGAAAAGGAUCGUUUCAAGAGCAUCGUCAUCCUGCGCCAGGAUUUCGAGCCAGCCAUCACGUCGCAGGACGAGAGCGAGCGCCACAAGAUGCAGAACCAGAAGGGCCGCCGCGCCGUCAUGUCCAAGGCGCGCAACUCGCUCCUCUUCACGACGCUCGGGCCCCAGACGUCCUGGGUGCUCUGGCUCGACGCCGACAUCAUCGAGACACCGCCAACUCUGAUCCAGGACCUGGCCCGCCACGACAAGCCCGUCAUCGUCCCGAACUGCUUCCAGAAGUACGUGAACGCCGAGACGAAGAAGACGGAGGAGCGGGCCUACGACUUCAACAGCUGGCAGGACAGCGAGAUUGCGCAGAAGCUGGGUGCCGAGAUGGGCCGCGACGAUAUCCUGCUCGAGGGGUACAAGGACAUGCCGACGUACCGCUCGCUGAUGGCGUACAUGGGACAGGAGGGCAAGGAUGAGCAUUAUGAGAUUAUGCUGGAUGGGCGUUGGCGGCACGGCGUUUGCUCGUCAAGGCUGAUGUGCACCGGGAUGGCGCCAUGUUCCCGCCUUUCGCCUUUUAUCAUUUGA
This is a messenger RNA of Verticillium alfalfae VaMs.102, 1035 nucleotides long. RefSeq names its product MNN9. NCBI's taxonomy places the organism in Eukaryota, Fungi, Ascomycota, Sordariomycetes, Glomerellales, Plectosphaerellaceae. Gene Ontology annotation, molecular function: alpha-1,6-mannosyltransferase activity. The record is from RefSeq and is a predicted model, not a curated record. Bases 1 to 1035 code for a protein of 344 amino acids. The transcript has a single exon. Gene Ontology annotation, biological process: cell wall mannoprotein biosynthetic process; protein N-linked glycosylation. Gene Ontology annotation, cellular component: mannan polymerase complex.